Anguilla anguilla (European eel) is the source of this 2677-nucleotide messenger RNA. RefSeq names its product nuclear receptor subfamily 1, group D, member 2b (gene nr1d2b). Gene Ontology annotation, biological process: negative regulation of transcription by RNA polymerase II; positive regulation of transcription by RNA polymerase II; cell differentiation. NCBI's taxonomy places the organism in Eukaryota, Metazoa, Chordata, Actinopteri, Anguilliformes, Anguillidae. Bases 500 to 2362 code for a protein of 620 amino acids. The record is from RefSeq and is a predicted model, not a curated record. The transcript has 8 exons. Gene Ontology annotation, molecular function: nuclear receptor activity; RNA polymerase II cis-regulatory region sequence-specific DNA binding; zinc ion binding.
CGUGACUGCCAAACCCACUGGUCGGUGCAGUCAGUAGCGUAUCCAGUGCUGAGUACAGUGAGUUCUUACAACUGCCCGUCUCUUACUUAACCACCCAGUUUAAUUACAGAAAAGUCAUUCUUCGUUCGAGGGAGGGAGAGACAAGAACGACAGGCGACUUGGCACAGAUAGUAAAUAAAUAGAACGGUCAAACGACAAGAAUCUAGAGUUAACUUAAAGGUACUUGGUGAAUUCGUUUAGCCAACUACCAAGAUAUCGCUUUACGUUUCUGUUGCUGUAGACAGAAGCAAAUCUGGAUUUAUCCAUUCAUUCGGAAGGCUACCGCUCGCCUCCAGCUCUUGCUGUUAGAUGCCUGGUUUCUAAUAGCUAGCUGUUGCCGGGGGCAGAUAGCCUACGCUGUGCACUGUCGGACGGCGACUUUUCAAAAAAGUUGCUAAGAACGAAAAUAAAACGGCUUCGAUUUUAAGGUCGAUAAAAGAGUCUGCUGAAGACGGGGAGCAUGGAGUCGACAAAAGCAGGAGGUGUAAUAGCAUACAUAAGCUCCUCAAGCUCCGCCUCCAGCCCGGAGUCCUGCCACAGCGACAGCUCCAACGGCAGCUACCAGUCCUCCUCACCGACCCAUAGCUCCUCCUCUUCCUCCUCCUCCUCCUCCUCGGGCAGUGGGCGGGGCCCGACGGCCGACUCCGCCCACCCGCACGCCCAACCCCGGACCCCCGCCGCAGCCAAGGCCGGGCGCUCCGCCUCGUCCGCCAAGGGCGGCAUUACGAAGAUCAGCGGCCUGGUGUUGCUGUGCAAGGUGUGCGGCGACGUGGCCUCGGGGUUCCACUACGGCGUCCACGCCUGCGAGGGCUGCAAGGGAUUCUUCCGGAGGAGCAUCCAGCAGAACAUCCAGUACAAGAAGUGCCUUAAGAGCGAGAACUGCCCCAUCGUCAGGGUGAACCGCAACCGCUGCCAGCAGUGCCGCUUCAAGAAGUGUCUGCUGGUGGGCAUGUCCCGGGACGCGGUGCGUUUCGGGCGCAUACCCAAGCGGGAGAAGCAGCGGAUGCUCCUGGAGAUGCAGAGCGCCAUGAACGACAUGAUGAACAACAGCCAGCUGCACGCCAACCAGGCCCCGCCCAUCGGAGACCAGGCCCCGCCCCUCGCCGACCUGGCCCCGCCCCUCGCCCACCUGACCCCGCCCCUCGGUGGCCAGUCCCCGGUGUCCGUCUCAGACCCCGCCCCUGGCGGCUCCAGCCCCGCCCGCUCCCGCUGCCUGCCCGCCCCCUCGCCUGGGCGUGGCCAGCAGGAGCCCCGCCCCGACCCAGAACCCCCGGUCGCCAUGGACACCUCCUCGAGCUCCGCCUCCUCCUCCAGCGGGUCGGAGAGCGGGGAGGAAGAGGUCGUCGGCACGGUGACCAGGGCUCACCAGGAGACCUUCAUGUACAACCAGGAGCAGGAGGAGAGCCCGGCCCCCAGUGCCCCGCCCCCUCAGGGGCGUGGCCAUGGAGAGUCAGGAGGCGUGGCCCAGGAGAACCGGGAGGGCUGGAACCAGCGGAACAACAUCGCCAGCAUGGCGCUGGGGCCUCGCCCACUCCCACCCGCCAUGGGCCACUACCGCGAAGACCCCGCCCACAGCUACUGCCCCGCCCGGCUGGCCGACAGCGCCCCCUCUGGCCACUGCCCCGCCUACGCGCACAGCUUUCACAGAGCCCACGGUCUCCAGCACAACAUGGCCGCCCAUGGGGCUUUCAGGGGCCCUCUCUGGAGCGGAGGCAACAGGAUGCACCUGGUGUGCCCCAUGAACGUCUCCCCGCACGUGGACCCCCACACGUCUGGCCGGGACGUGUGGGAGGAGUUCUCGCUCAGCUUCACCCCGGCGGUGCGCGAGGUGGUGGAGUUCGCCAAACGCGUCCCGGGGUUCCGGGACCUGUCGCAGGCCGACCAGGUCAGCCUGCUGAAGGCGGGGACGUUCGAGGUGCUGGUGGUGCGCUUCGCCUCGCUGUUCGACGCGCAGGACCGCACGGUCACCUUCCUGAGCGGUAAGAAGUACGGUGUGGAGGCCCUGCGCUCCAUGGGCGCCGGACACCUGCUCACCUCCAUGCUGGACUUCACCCAGAAGCUGACGGCCCUGGGCCUGAGCGAGGAGGAGAUGAGCCUCUUCACUGCCGUCGUGCUCGUCUCUGCCGAUCGUUCUGGGAUAGAGAAUGUGAACUCUGUGGAGGCCCUGCAGGAGACGCUGAUUCGGGCCCUGCGGAGUCUGAUCAUGAAGAACCACCCCAACGAGGCGGCCAUCUUCACCAAGCUGCUCCUCAAACUGCCCGACCUCCGCUCCCUCAACAACAUGCACUCCGAGCAGCUGCUGGCCUUCAAGGUGCACCCCUGACUCCGCCCGCCAGGGCUCCUCCACCAAUGGGAGGCGGGGGACACUUCCCGCGGACCACGCCCACUGCCCUCGUAAACACUCAGUGGACUCCUCUCUCCUGGUCGUGGUGUUCUACGCUCGGAUCAGAAGGUUCUGCGUCUUGUUAGUGAUCAGGAGGAUGGAUUAGUGGACAGACAGAAAAAGCUAACAUAAAAUGUGUUUUUGUGUUUAAAGGAAGGCAGUUAAAUCAUUGUACUGUAUAAAAAAAAAACUAGAAAAAAAAGCCCUUUUUGUAAGAGGCCUGUAAAUUGUGGUUAUGCACACACACACGCAUGU